Haliotis rufescens (red abalone) is the source of this 1664-nucleotide messenger RNA. RefSeq names its product inositol-trisphosphate 3-kinase A-like. Lineage: Eukaryota; Metazoa; Mollusca; Gastropoda; Lepetellida; Haliotidae. Gene Ontology annotation, cellular component: cytoplasm; nucleus. Gene Ontology annotation, molecular function: inositol tetrakisphosphate kinase activity; inositol-1,4,5-trisphosphate 3-kinase activity. The coding region runs from base 84 to 1115 and encodes 343 amino acids. The transcript is spliced from 8 exons. Gene Ontology annotation, biological process: inositol phosphate biosynthetic process. The record is from RefSeq and is a predicted model, not a curated record.
AUGUAUUUAUAGUGACAGCCCGGUCCCGUUCUUUAUAGCCAAUACAACUGGUUGCAGUGUAACUCAGGUACUUUGUGAAGUGUAUGUGUAGAUGCACGUUGCCGAGUCUGUUAUUUGGAUCUGUGACAGCUGCAGUUAAGAUGGCGAGCACAGGUGGUUCUGAUGAUGAUCUCAGCGAUUGGGAGGGUCCCGUGGACAUCGACUUGGAUGCUCCCCCAAGUAAACAGAUGAAUCCAUGGAGUGUGGUGACUAGUGUGGCCAAAUGGGUGGGAGUGGGCAAAAACAAGAAGUUGUGGACACAGCUCGCUGGACACCAAGGCAGUUUCCAGGCAGGAGAAUCCCAGACUGUCCUCAAGAAGCUGUUGGAGCGGGAACGACAGUGUUACGUCAAUAUACAGUGUGAUCUCCUUAAAGACUUCACCCCGGAAUAUAGAGGGGAGGUCCAAAAACAAGGGGAGACUUACCUCCAACUGCAGGACUUGUUGAGUGGGUUCACCUGCCCGUGUGUCAUGGACGUAAAGAUGGGCUGCCGCACUUAUCAUGAGGAGGAGUUGAAGAACGCCAGGGAAAACCCAGUAUUUAGAAAGGACAUUUACAGGAAGAUGACUGAUCUUGACCCAGAUGCACCGACGCCAGAGGAGAGGGAGAAAGGGGGUGUGACCAAGGCUAGGUACCUGAGAUGGAGAGAUGAGAUGAGUUCCUCUGUCAAUCUCUCAUUCCGCAUCGAGGGAAUUCGGAAAGAUGACGGCAGUUCCAGUAAGGACUUCAAACGAGUGAACCGUCGCAACCAAGUGAGAGAGAAGUUUAGAUUCUUUCUUGGAGGAAAUAAGAUCGCCUUGGAGGCCUACCUUAAGCGUCUGGAGGCAAUCAAAGCUGCUGAAGAAUCGUCAGAGUUUUUCAGUCAGCAUGAGUUGGUCGGGAGUUCCCUGCUUUUUGUGCACGAUUCAGAGAAAGCCAACAUAUGGAUUAUAGAUUUCGGUAAGACCCUGGCCCUGCCGGCGGGAGUGAAGAUCGACCAUCGGACUCCAUGGGUGGAGGGAAACCACGAGGACGAGUAUCUCAAAGGCCUUGAAAAUCUCAUUGCUAUCUUCACGGAACUGGCCAAUGCCACAUAAAGGUCAGGGAAGAGACAUGCAUCUACCGCACUACCUUGUAGUAACGUCCAGCGUCCAGCUGAUUUCCCUGUGUAACUCGGUGUCAUGAUGCGGCCUCCUAUUUGUACCUCCGUACCCUACACAUGUUCCAUCUCGCAUCUUAGACUUCUGACAGUUCCAGGAGCCCGUUUCACAAAGAGAUCGUAGAGCUAAGACGGUCGUACGUCUAUGUUAAAGUAUAGGAGUUACGGUAGUCGUAGCGCUACGAUCGCUUUGUGAAACGGGCCCCAUCUUAAAUUUGAUGUAAGUUCCUAGGCCCCGUUCCACAAAGCGAUCGUAUCAACGACAUUCGUAAGUCUAUGUUAAACUAUGGGAGUUACGCUCGCCUUAGCGCUAUGAUAGCUUUGUGGAAUGGACUCCUGCAGGGCCCCGUUCCACAAAGCGAUCUUAGCGCUAAGAUGAUCGUAACUCCAAUUCUUUAACAUAGACUUACGACAGACAUAGCGCUACGAUCGCUUUGUAGAACAGGGCCCUUGCCAUUUAUAUUGACUUUGUCCGAUUUAUGGAUAA